AUGCGGAUCAGCAUCCAUCGAGCGACUGCGGCCGCCGUGGACCGCAUCGCGCCAUUGUUCGACGCCAAGGCCUUCCUCUCUGAUCGGUUGAGCAAGGACGAGUCGGUCCUGUACUUUGCAGUCGACGAUUCCACUGCAGAUGCGGUAGGGUUUGUGCAGCUGUUCCCUUCGUUUUCGUCCGUGACGACUGAGCGCUUGUGGAUAUUGAACGACCUAUAUGUGGCUCCCGCCGCCAGACGCCAAGGCGUGGCCAAACUGUUGAUGAACCAAGCGCGGGACUUUGCUCAAGCUGAUGGCGCCAAGGGACUGUCGCUGGAAACCGACCACGACAACUUUCACGGACAAGCGUUGUACGAGUCCCUGGGGUACGGCAAGAGCUCCGCGUAUCACUACUUUUUGAGCAUCCCGAAGAAGGCGCAUUGA
Aphanomyces astaci is the source of this 423-nucleotide messenger RNA. RefSeq lists its product as hypothetical. The transcript has 2 exons. The record is from RefSeq and is a predicted model, not a curated record. Gene Ontology annotation, molecular function: acyltransferase activity, transferring groups other than amino-acyl groups. NCBI's taxonomy places the organism in Eukaryota, Oomycota, Saprolegniomycetes, Saprolegniales, Verrucalvaceae. The coding region runs from base 1 to 423 and encodes 140 amino acids.